Messenger RNA from Pelecanus crispus (Dalmatian pelican), 1668 nucleotides. It is a transcript of the gene FAM161B, whose product is annotated as FAM161 centrosomal protein B. NCBI's taxonomy places the organism in Eukaryota, Metazoa, Chordata, Aves, Pelecaniformes, Pelecanidae. Gene Ontology annotation, cellular component: cilium. Gene Ontology annotation, biological process: cilium organization. The record is from RefSeq and is a predicted model, not a curated record.
AUGGGAGGCCGGCAGUCUCCGUUAGAACCGGGCUUACUGUACCAGGCAAAGUUAAGGGGUGACCUCGGGGUAUCCGAAGAGGAUGAGGAGCUCGAGGGUUUCAGGCGGGAGGCGGCAGUGCUGCGUGACAAGCUGUGGGAGGCUCUCAGUCAUACAUCUGGUAACAAAAGGCAGUCCAGUUCUUUGAUCGACCUCGCCUCGGACAGUACCUGGGAUGAGCAAAAGCCUCACUUGUUUCCUAAAUCCCGCUUGAGACCAAAAAGCGCUUCAUCUCCCUGGAUUCCUUCCAUCACCAUCCCUCAGCCCUUCGAAAUGACCCUGCGGGAAGCUCGCAAAAAGUCCCAGUUGAUGAAAUCAUACAUGUUUCUUGAACUAGACAAGCAGAGAGACAAAAGGCAAAGCCAGGACGAAGCUGAAUGUCAGAAACAAUUCCGGGCACAGCCUGUACCUGCCCAUGUGUUUCUGCCCCUUUAUCAGGAAAUAAUGGAGCAGAAUGAGAUUCGCAGGCAAAUAGCAACACAGAAAAGAAAAGAGCUGCUACUUUCAACCCAGCGGCCCUUCAGUUUCCUGGAGAAGGAGGAGAAAAAGAAAGAAGCUAUCAGACAAAAGUUCCUGGCAGCGGCAACCCCGAAGGAGAGCUCCAAACAGAAGCAAACCAGUAAAAAAGUACCUAAAUCUACUUACAGUCCACUUCUUGGAGAUAAACUCAAAGAAGCUGAACUCUACAGAGAAAUCCGCAUUCAAAUGAGAGCCAAGGAUUUGCUUGAGAGCUCCGUAGCUCUUAUAGAUACUAGCAACUGUCGGAGGGAGCCUCAGUCCCGAACUGCCACUAAAACUAAGCAGGAGAGACUUGGCUUCUUGCAGGACAAAAGUUUCAGCUUCAAGCCAAGGAUUAACCCAACAAUACCAGAUUUUGAAGGACUUUACUGGGCAUUUCAGAGGGAAGCAGUAAGGAGACAAGAAAUCAAAGAGGCAACUCGUAAUAAGCCAUUCAAGCUAAGAACCACCAAUCUCCGUGCCAGGCAGAGGCAGGCUAAUGAAAAGAUAAAGGAUUCUCAGCAACUUUCCAAGGUUUCAGUGCAAAAAAGUCAUUCUCUGACCGGACUUUCCUCUCUCUCUUCGAACACCCUUCCAGUGCACAUUACAGAUGCAACUAGAAAAAGGGAAUCUGCUAUUAGAUACUCCCAAGAUAACAGAAAGGAAGGGGACAAACAAGGAAUUUAUUGGCUGGAGAAACAGAAAAAGAAAUGUCAAGCUAUCCAAAAGUCAGUGAACAGCCGAGCAAAAGCCCUGGAUCCGCAUAAAAGUCUGGAGGAAACAUACAAGGAGAAGUUGAAACAGAACUGGCAAAAUAUGAGAGAGAGAACAAAGGAAUACAGAAAGGAGCUGGAAGAAAUGCAGCUGCGAGUCAAGAACAGACCAUACCUCUUUGAACAGGUCACCAAGCAUGAUGCUCGUCAAGGAGCUGAGCGUCGCUACAGACACACCCUCCAGCAGGUUGGGCUAAGCGAAGAAUUUGUAAGGAAAAAAGGGAAAGACGCCACUGACUUGCUGGAAGAAGAAUCUAAUGUUCACAGAGCACCCAAGCCUCCGGGUGGAAAGGACGACUGUACUGUACAGGAAGGAGAACCUCCAGAGGAACAGAGCAGAAAGGAAAUGGCAACAUGA